Molecule: messenger RNA, 951 nt
Organism: Boleophthalmus pectinirostris (great blue-spotted mudskipper)
Lineage: Eukaryota; Metazoa; Chordata; Actinopteri; Gobiiformes; Gobiidae
Product: olfactory receptor 11A1-like
Exons: 1
Coding region: 1-951 (316 amino acids)
Biological process (GO): G protein-coupled receptor signaling pathway
Cellular component (GO): membrane
Molecular function (GO): G protein-coupled receptor activity; olfactory receptor activity
Source: RefSeq, a predicted model, not a curated record
AUGAUGAACUCGACUCUGGUCUUGUGGAUUCGUCUCGGGGGUUUUUACGACGUGGCUCAUCUCAGAAGUUUCUACAUGUUUGUGGUGGUGGUUCUGUAUCUUCUCAUCUUGUUCUCCAACGUUCUCCUGAUCUGCUCCGUCGUUCUGCAUCGGAACCUCCACGAGCCCAUGUACGUGUUCCUGUGCUCGCUCUUCUUCAACGAGCUCUACGGCAGCAGCUUCGUGGUUCUGUUCGUCCUGGUGCAGAUCUCCGGAGGUUCUCACGUGGUCUCCAGGUCCCUGUGCCUCCUGCAGAUCUUCCACAUCUACUCGUACGUGUCUGUGGAGUUCACCAACCUCGCCGUGAUCUCGUACGAUCGUUACGUGGCCAUCUGCCGCCCGCUGCGGUACGGCGCGCACAUGAGCCCCGGGAGGGUUCGCGUUCUGCUGGUUCUGGUCUGGUUCCCGCCGGCGUUGGCCGUCGGCGUCACGACGCUCCUCACGGCGUCUCUGACUCUGUGCGGCGACGUGAUCGAUAAAGUUUACUGCGACAACUACAGCAUCAUCAAACUGUCGUGUCGCGACGCCGCCGUCAACAACUGGUACGAGCUGGUGGCCGCGUCCGUCACCGUCUUCUGCCCCCUGGCGGUCGUCUUCUACACGUACGUGCGGAUCCUGCGCGUGUGCUUCUGCGGCAGCGCGCACACGCGUCACAAGGCCGUGAGCACGUGUGCGCCUCACCUCGCCUCGCUCCUCAACUUCGCGUUCGGCGUUUCCUUCGAGGUGAUUCAGACGCGUUUCGACACGACUCACCUGCCCCGAACCUUCACCGCGUUUCAGCCGCUGUACCUGCUGAUGUGCCAAGCACUCUUCAACCCACUCAUGUACGGCCUGAACCUGCAGCACGCCCGCCGCGCCGCCAAGCACCUGCUGCUCACCGCCAUGACAAGCACCUGCUGCUCACCGCCAUGA